Sclerotinia trifoliorum is the source of this 1659-nucleotide messenger RNA. Lineage: Eukaryota; Fungi; Ascomycota; Leotiomycetes; Helotiales; Sclerotiniaceae. The record is from the annotation of a GenBank genome assembly.
AUGAAAUCAUCGAUCUCCCAGAACUCCGAAAGCGAGACACCUGAGCUUGCAUCUGGGGACACCGAUAUUUCGCCCUUGGUUGAGCUCAAUAGGCAUUCAGAUAUCCGAAAUGUCAAAACCGAUGUGGCCCAUCACGAUCCUGUACAUGAUGGACAUCACGCCAAAGGUCAGGAAAUUGUAUCGUCUGCUUGGAAUCCUCAUAGCCUCGAAGCUGAUAUAGCGCAUCGCAAUUCUACACAUAACACAAAUCCCACCAAAAAUCAAGAAAUUCUAUCUCCUGCUCCCGAUCCUCGAGGAACCCCACAGUUCGUUUCCACAAGUCAGAACAUCGAUCGAAGCGGGGCCCUAGUUCCACCAGCAAGUGAUCUUCCAAGAGAGCUACCGAAAACCACAAAUCAUCAUGAAGAUUUGAUACCUCUCUUUAAUCUACCCGUGUCCGUUCGCCGUCUUUUCAUAGGCUUGGGAGAAGAGAUGGAGCGGGAGUAUGAAGAAUGCCAAACAAUGAAGAUGGAAAUAGCCGAGCUAAGGAAAACGAAAAAGAACUGCUGCGAAUAAGUCAAAGGGAUAGAGAUGAAUGUAGUACAGCGGUACGUGUUAUGCAAGAGAUGUCCUUCAAGGCAUUCAGAACAGCAAAAUGGCUUCCUACUACAAGUGACACUAUCAAGCUUGAAAUACACAGGAUUAAGAGAACGCUAAGGGAAUGGACGAAAGCCGCGAUCAAGGACGACCCUCGGCUGGGCUAUUUAUCCACAGUGUUUCAAGGAGAUAAACAGGUCAUGGAUGCAUUCGGGGAAGAGCUCUCGAAAGUGAUGGUCAUUAGAAACAAUAUACCCCUCGAAGGGCUCCCCGAGAGAAAGGCGAGUAAAGUCUUGCUGGAAGCACUUCUUGCUCACCAUCUUUUCUCGAAUGUAUUCUCACCGCCAUUUUUCUUCCUCGGAGAUUGGUCAUCUGGCUUAAAUAUGCUUUAUGAAAUAGGCCAUUCUUGUAUGUACGAUCACUCCUGUUUGAGAAUCAGCUAACAUAGACAGGGAGUCCUAAAGAUGCCCAUAGAUGGCGUUCCGAUACAAUGAGAUUGGGUUUCCCGGAAGUUUCAAAGGAUGAAAAAGUUGAGGCUGCCAGACUACAGAUGCAAACAUUGAUUGAUCAAAGGGCAAAAAUUCAAGCUGAGAACUUCAUCAACAGCCCUGCUAAUAACCUUUUCGAUAAAACCCCAGAGCUGAUGAUCAAACUUCAGAAUUUGUACCAGGAAGCGGGUAAUCUGUCCUAUCACCUCUGGACCCGCCGAGCAGUGCUUAAAAUAUUGACGCUCAACGAGUUGAACCCGUCAUUUGACAUCAAUGACCGAAUGAUGACUCUUCAUAACAUGGUGAAGGAAGAUGUCGAAAAUAAGCUAACCGGCCAACCUAUUACUUUAGUAGUCAACCCUGCCAUUAUCUCGUAUGGCACGGAAGAUGGUGAAGAUUAUGAGUCUCCACGGAUAUGGACGCCAGCGGAAGUUUGGUUGUACAAUCCUUUGCCAAAAGGCCCAGAAUCAAAUGUAGGAGCCGAUGCGGGGGUGAAAUCAUAGGGCAGGGUCCUUGAGUGGCCGAUCUCUGCUAUUGCAACGGGAUAGAUCUGGAGGGGUUGGGAAUGCAUUUCGCUCUUUUAACUUGGGUUAGA